AUGCCAGACGAACGGGUUCCUCAAAAAGAAUCGUUUAAUGCGCGAGGUACCACUUUUCGGAUAGACACUCGCUUCUCGUUUAUUAAAGUCCUGGGUCUCGGUGCAUAUGGAGUCGUGUGUGCAGCAAAGGAUGAACAGAAUAACAUAAAGGUUGCCGUCAAGAAAGUGGCCGGGGUGUUUGAGGACCUCACCGAUGCGAAGAGAAUUAUUCGCGAGGUGAGAUUAAUGCAUGCGCUGAGGCAUCCAAACAUACUCCAGAUACUUGACAUCGAUGAGCCGGAAAGCUAUGAGGGUUUCGAAGAUGUUUACAUUGUAACGGAGCUCAUGGACACGGACUUACACAAAGUGCUACGAUCGAAGCAUGCCCUUCUUGACGACCACAAAAAAUUCUUUACGUAUCAGAUUUUUCGAGCAAUGAAGUAUCUGCACAGUGCGAACAUACUUCAUAGAGAUCUGAAACCAGCCAACAUUUUGGUCGCUGAGACUUGUGACAUCAAGAUAUGCGACUUUGGACUGGCCAGAUACAUAGGAGCUCCGGACGAGUCGAAGAAUGAGAUGACAGAAUAUGUCGUGACGCGGUGGUAUAGAGCACCUGAGCUGCUACUGGCUGCUGCAGAGUAUACAGCGGCAAUCGACAUGUGGAGUAUAGGGUGCCUCAUCGCCGAGCUUUACUGUCGUCGACCAAUAUUCCCAGGCAGCGACGUCAAGAACCAAAUUCAAGUCAUUUGCUCGCUUCUAGGAAAGCCAACCGACGAAGAAAUCAAGGGCAUCAAGAAUCUGCGGGCACGAGACUUCGUGUCGAAAAUACCUGCCUCUCCACGAAAGAGCAUGAGUGCGCUAAUGCCAGAAUCAUGCCCCGCAGCACAGGACCUGGUCGACCGACUGCUGCAGUUUGACCCUGAGAAAAGGCUGUCAGCCGAAGAAGCGCUAGCGCAUCCGUAUGUGGCCGAAUACAGAGACCCAGAUUCGGAGACAACGGCUACGACUCAACAGAAUGUUUUAGAACCGCCGAGCGAGAAGGACUUGGGCAAGCAUGGUAUACGACGACUGAUGUGGGAUGAAAUCUUAAAGUUCCAUCCAGAAGCUCGGGCGAGGGAGCCCCCAUUAGCUGUUUACGCUGAUGGCAUUGUGAAGAGGGUUGAGAGCAGUAGGUAUUAA
Chondrus crispus (carragheen) is the source of this 1158-nucleotide messenger RNA. RefSeq names its product Mitogen-activated protein kinase. The record is from RefSeq and is a predicted model, not a curated record. NCBI's taxonomy places the organism in Eukaryota, Rhodophyta, Florideophyceae, Gigartinales, Gigartinaceae. Gene Ontology annotation, cellular component: cytoplasm; nucleus. The transcript is spliced from 3 exons. The coding region runs from base 1 to 1158 and encodes 385 amino acids. Gene Ontology annotation, molecular function: MAP kinase activity; ATP binding. Gene Ontology annotation, biological process: protein phosphorylation; intracellular signal transduction.